AUGGCCGCCGCCGCUGCGUCCGCAGCUGCGCUCGAUCCGGGCAACAGCUCCAAGAACACCCUCAAGCUUGAAAACACCGAGAAAAGAGAUGCCCUUAUCGCCAUCGAGAAGAAGUACCAGGCGCAAUGGAAGGAAAACAAGGUCUUUGAAGUCGACGCCCCCUCUCUGUCCGAGGUUCCUGCCGGCAGCAUGACCGCCGACGAGCUCCGUGAGAAGUACCCCAAGUUCUUCGGCACCAUGGCCUACCCAUACAUGAACGGUACCCUGCACGCCGGACACAGUUUCACCGCCAGUAAAGUCGAGUUCAUGGCCGCCACCGCCCGUAUGGAGGGAAAGAGGGCUCUGUUCCCCCUUGGUUUCCACUGCACCGGUAUGCCCAUCAAGGCCUGUGCUGAUAAGCUUGCCGAUGAGGUUAAGAAGUUUGGACAGAACUUUGAAGGCUACAAGGAUGAGGAUGAGGAAACCUCCGCCGUCGCUGCCCCUACCCAGGAGGUUAAGGGCGAGCAGCAGGAGAAGUUCUCCGGAAAGAAGAGCAAGGCCGCCGCCAAGACCGUGAAGAUGAAGUACCAAUUCCAGAUCAUGCUUGCUAUUGGCAUUCCCAUCGAGGAGAUCCACAAGUUUGCGGAUGCCAACUACUGGCUCGAACACUUCCCUCCCCUUGCCAUCCGUGACCUUGACAGCCUCGGUGCGGGUAUCGACUGGCGCCGACAGAUGGUCACCACUGAUGCCAACCCUUACUACGACGCCUUUGUGCGCUGGCAGAUGAACCGUCUGUACGAACUCGGCAAGAUUCAGUACGGUAACCGAUACACCAUUUACUCUCCCAAGGACGGCCAGCCUUGCAUGGACCACGACCGAACCGAGGGUGAGGGUGUUGGACCCCAGGAAUACACCGCUAUGAAGCUGAAGGUCAAGGAGUGGGCACCCCAAAUUGCAGAGCUCGUCAAGGGCAAGAUCGAGGAUGACGCCAAUGUGUACUUCAUCCCCGCUACCCUGCGUCCUGAGACCAUGUACGGUCAGAACUGCUGCUUCCUCGGCCCCAAGAUUGAGUACGGUAUCUUCAGGGUCAAGGAGAAGGAGUACUAUAUCUGCACCAAGCGCGGUGCUUGGAACAUGGCUUUCCAGGGCACCUUCUUUGACGAGAAGAACUUCCCCAAGACCCAGGACCAGCUGCCCACCGUUCUGACGGCUCCGGGUUCCGCAUUCGUUGGUACCCUCAUCAACGCGCCCCUGUCAUUCCACAAGGAGGGUGUGCGCAUUCUUCCCAUGGAGGGCGUUUCUGCUACCAAGGGUACUGGUGUCGUCACUUGCGUGCCAUCGGAUUCCCCCGACGACUACGCCACUCUGCUUGACCUCGCCAAGAAGCCUGAGUACUACGGCAUCCAGAAGGAAUGGGCCGAAUUAGAGAUCUUCCCUCUCAUUGAGACGCCCACUUACGGUAAUCUCACCGCGCCCGCGCUUGUGAAGCAGCUCAAGAUCAACUCCCCUAAGGAUGUCAACCAGCUCGCCCAGGCCAAGGAACUGGCCUAUGGUGAAGCCUUCUACAAGGGCACUAUGAUUGUUGGAGAGUUCAAGGGUGAGCCAGUCAGCGCUGCCAAGGACAAGAUUCGCAAGUCUCUCUACGACAGCGGCGAUGCUUUCGCCUUCGCCGACCCCAUGGGUAAGGUUGUCAGCCGAAGUGGAGACGACUGUGUCGUUGCCUACCUUGGACAAUGGUUCUUGAACUACGGUGAGAACGAUAAGGAGUGGCAGGAGACCACCCUCAACCACGUCGUGAACACCCUCAACACAUAUUCUAGCGAGACGAGGAACGGUUUCGAGAAGAACCUCGACUGGCUGAACCGCUGGGCGUGCGCCAGAACGUACGGUCUCGGCUCGAAGCUCCCCUGGGACCAGAAGUUCCUUGUCGAGAGUCUGAGUGACAGUACGAUCUACAUGGCCUACUACACCAUUGCACACCUCUUGCACGGCGACCGCUACGGUAAGACGGUUGGUAAACUCAACAUCAAGGCAGAGCAGAUGAUCGACGAGGUUUGGGAUUACAUUUUCUGCAGGCGCGAGAUCAGCGAUGAGCUCGUGUCGAAGAGCGGACUUGGCAAGGACGACCUUCAGGCUAUGCGAAGAGAGUUCGAAUACUGGUACCCCAUGGACGUCCGAGUGUCCGGAAAGGAUCUCAUCCAGAACCACUUGACUUUCUUCCUUUACAUCCACGUUGCUCUCUUCCCCCCACAAUACUGGCCUCGCGGUGUUCGCGCCAACGGACACUUGCUUCUGAACGGUGACAAGAUGAGCAAGAGUACCGGAAACUUCCUGACUCUGAAGGACUCUGUUGACAAGUUCGGUGCUGAUGCUACUCGCAUUGCCUUUGCUGACGCUGGUGAUGGAAUUGAGGACGCCAACUUCGAGGAGAGCGUUGCCAACAGCAACAUCCUGCGUCUCUUCACCCUCAAGGAGUGGAUCGAGGAGGUUGUCAAGGAUGAGAGCCUUCGAACCGGACCUGCAGACCACUUCUGGGACAAGGUCUUCGACAACGAGCUCAAUACUCUUGUUCGCGAGGGCAAGAAGAACUACCAAGAUACCAACUUCAAGCUUGCCCUGAAGUCCAGUCUGUACGACUUGGUCGGUGCCCGUGACGCCUACCGUGAGGCUGCCACCUCCGCCGGCAUUGGAAUGCACCGCGAUGUGGUCCUGCGCUACGUUGAGCUCCAGGCACUGAUGAUGUCGCCCAUCGCGCCUCACUGGUCCGAGUACAUCUGGCUCGAAAUCCUGAACAAGCCUGACACCAUCCACCGCGCUCUGUUCCCCGAGGUCGCGGAGCCUUCAGCCGAGCUCUCAGCAGCCAACAACUACGUCCGCGCGACCUCCUCCAGCAUUCUGUCCGCGGAAGCCACCUUCGUCAAGAAGCUCGCCAAGGGCAAGGCCCAGAGCUUCGACCCCCGCAAGCCCAAGAAGAUCACCAUCUUCGCCGCGAAGAAGUUCCCCUCAUGGCAGGAGAAGUACAUUGACCUCGUCCGCGAGGCCUUUGACGCCGUCUCCCUGUCCAUCAACGACAAGGAGCUGAACGCCAAGGUCGGCAAGCUCGGUGAGAUGAAGAAGGCCAUGCCCUUCGUCCAGGGUCUCAAGAAGCGCCUCAUUGGCACCAAGGAGGCCCCCGAGAUCGUGUUCGAGCGCAAGCUGCCCUUCGAUGAGUUCGCUGUUCUCAAGGAGAUGUCAGUGAACCUGAAGAAGACGACGGGUGCCAAGGAGAUUGAGGUCGUUGCUGUUGACGAGGGCGGCAAGACCGGUGAGAUCCUGGGCUCCGGUGAGAAGAGGGAAGGUCUCCAGGCUGAGAAUGCUGUUCCUGGCCAGCCGACAUUCAGCUUUGUCAACGUUGAGUAA
This is a messenger RNA of Aspergillus mulundensis, 3378 nucleotides long. Its product is annotated as leucine--tRNA ligase CDC60. Gene Ontology annotation, biological process: leucyl-tRNA aminoacylation. The record is from RefSeq and is a predicted model, not a curated record. NCBI's taxonomy places the organism in Eukaryota, Fungi, Ascomycota, Eurotiomycetes, Eurotiales, Aspergillaceae. The coding region runs from base 1 to 3378 and encodes 1125 amino acids. The transcript is spliced from 4 exons. Gene Ontology annotation, molecular function: ATP binding; aminoacyl-tRNA deacylase activity; leucine-tRNA ligase activity.